This is a messenger RNA of Haemorhous mexicanus (house finch), 6165 nucleotides long. RefSeq names its product katanin regulatory subunit B1 like 1 (gene KATNBL1). The record is from RefSeq and is a predicted model, not a curated record. Gene Ontology annotation, molecular function: microtubule binding. Bases 167 to 1078 code for a protein of 303 amino acids. Lineage: Eukaryota; Metazoa; Chordata; Aves; Passeriformes; Fringillidae. Gene Ontology annotation, cellular component: nucleolus. The transcript is spliced from 10 exons.
CUGCCGCCUCCCGUGCGCGGGUUGUGGCACUUCGGUUCCUCUCUAAAAUGGUGCCAGCAGCUUCGGCUCGAAGCAAGAGCGUGCGGUGGCGGAUACGUGCCAGGAGAGCGGGGAAGGCUCUGGUGCUGCCGAAAAGGAGGAAAACAAGCUGGGGAUUUGAGAGAUUAUGGCAUCUGAAGCUCACAAUGUUAAAAAACAGAAGGUAUUGCUUAUUGAAGGUCAUCCCAUUGAUCUCCCCAGAAAAAGAAUCUCUUCUUCCACUAAAAAGAUCAUGAAGGAGGGUAAGAAAUCUCCAAAACAGCUGGCUUCAUACACAAACAGAGUAACGGUUGGAAAAACAGUGACCAGUCCCCUCUCUCUUUUCAAAGUGGUGUAUUGUAAAAGGAAAGUUCAUUGUUAUACUCCAAAGCCUUGUUACAGAAAGAAACUGUGCCCUAAAUCUAGGGGCCGUGACAUGGCAAAUAAAGAAAAUGAACUGGCUUGUGCAGGGAAUCUGCCAGCAAAACUUCACAACAGUCGGACACACUUGCUGAAUUCUAGUGACUCUGGCUCGUCUCAAACAGAAGGCCCCUCAUCCAAAUACAGUGCAUUUUUUUCAGAGGUUUCUCAGGACCAUGAAACUAUGGCUCAAGUUCUUUUCAGCAGGAAUCUGAGACUGAAUGUAGCUUUAACCUUUUGGAGAAGGAGAAGUAUAAGCGAACUUGUAGCCUACUUAGUGAGGAUACAGGAUCUUGGAGUAGUAGUAGACUGCCUUCCUGUGCUUACGAACAGUUUACAGGAAGAAAAACCAUAUGUUUCAGUUGGCUGCUGUGUAGAUCUUUUGCCUUUAGUGAAAGCUCUGCUUAAAAGCAAGUACGAAGAAUACGUGAUAGUGGGUUUAAACUGGCUUCAAGCUGUCAUUAAAAGAUGGUGGUCAGAACUAUCUGCACAUACAGAAAAGGCAGAAGAUGGAAACGUUUAUAUUUUGAAACAACAGCUAAGUGUUUUGUGGGAACAGGAGAAUCAUCUUACUCUGGUUCCAGGAUAUACUGGUAAUAUAGCUAAGGAUGUAAAUGCUUAUUUAUUGCAGCUACACUGACAUGAUGGGGAAACAGUGUGCUUAUGUGGUAAAACAAUCCCCUAAAGUAUCCCUGAAAUAUGUGCUGAAAGCCUUUUGAGAAAUACUGGCAGAAGAGAACUGAACUGUCAAGCUGUUUAAUGAAACCACUAACAAAACCCUAACAAUCUACUUCACAUUGAAGUGGAAAAAUGUCUAGUAGGAGCAACUUUUACUUCAGUGAGGUGAAAGUGCACUAUGAAAACUGUAUGCCUUUGCUGCAUUUGGGAUUCACUCAGUUACUAGGUAUUCCUUUAAAUGCUACUGUACCUUACAACGUCAUCGCAUAAAAGAAGAUGAACUAUAUUGUCAUGAAGACAAGACAGCAGAACCAGUUUUAAGGAACCAAGAAAAACAAUCAGCAUUAAGAGCUUUUAAAUGUCUCUUUCACAAGAGAACUCCAAAAUGCACAUUUAUCUUCCAAUUGCAUAAAAAAUACAAAAAACUUUGGGAUAUUCAGUUACUUCUAUGUUUUAAUCAAAUUAUUAAAGACAGUUUUUGUUUGCACUAUUAAGAAACUAUACAGCAAAGAUGCCUUAAUUACUAGUGUUUCAAAAAGCCAAUGUGUUAAGAUGCAAAUAGCUAUUAUGUUCAGAUUGUGAUGAAAAACUACAGAAAUCAGGGUUUCACAUUGUGUAGUUAAUGAAACAUUGCACAUAUACAAAGAUUCAUGUAUGAAAAAUAUUAUAAAUACCUGAAGUUAAGCUUGGGUAAACAGUUAUUGCAAAUGUCAGCAGAGUGGUGAAUUUAUGUCUAACAAAUGUUUUUAUAUUGUAUGUGGAUUUCUAACACGGUAAUCUUGUUCUGUAUCAUUCAAACUACAUGAAAAUAAGUAAAUAUAUUAAAUAUAUCUACUGUUUUUUCUUUUCAAGUUAAAAAAAAAAUCAAUUUCUAGAAUAAUCUCUUCCACAGUACUUUUUAUCAUAGGUAUUUAUGUCUCUUGUUUGGAAUGUUUACAGCCAGGUGAGGCCAUGUUAUUCAAAUCACACCCUUUUUAUACUACCUCCUUUAUGAAACUGACAAAGAACUUCUGCAAAAUUGAUCAAGUUCUAAAUUGAUCAAUGAUGGCAAAGUCAUACCAACAACAGCAUUGAGAAUACAGCUAUAAACUUACUGUCAUAUUGAUAUGCUGUUAUAUUUUAAUUUAAAAGCUAUAUCUUAAUAGCUCUGAGGGAGUCUUAAUCUUAGGCUUGCUGUUGCCUUUUUUAAUUUUGUGAUUAGGAAGCACGCUUUUUCAAUUAAAACUUACAAAGUGCCAGCUCUUCACUUAAAAGUAUACAUGCACAGCCUGUAUGACCAAAUAGACUAGUUCCUUAAAAAUAAGUACUUGCAGGGGUUGUUUUCAUACCUAGCAUUAAGCAUGUGCACUUUUAUUGACGUGCAGGAGAAAAGUCUUUUGAUAGUUGCAAGUGGUUUUUGCUUUACAGAUUAAAAAAAUUAAUUUUAAACUCCUGUAGUGGUCACUAACUUCAGGCCUCCUUUUGCUUAGUUUUGUAUUUAGUUCAUGUAUCAUUAUUGCUGACUUCUGAAGGCCAGCUAGAAAUCUGUCAUGAGAACUUGGUGCUUUUAGUUGUUUGACUGUUCUGUAAACCACCAAAGGUUUUGCAUUUCCCAGGGCAGUCAGUUACAGAGAUUUUCUGGGGCAUCCCAAAACUGCAAACUUUGUGGGACAAUUUGGAGACAUACACAUAGCCAGUCUUUUUGCUCGAAUUGUUAUGUAUCUUUAGAGAUAUUUCAUGCUCGUAAAGUUUGGAGAUAGGACUUUUCAAAUGUUCUUACUAUAAAAAAUCUAAAGGAACUAUAGUGUGACAUCAUUCUUAUAUUACUUUGCUGUUGCAUUGAACACUUAAAUGUAAAAGUAACAAAGUCUAGUUUCAUCAUUUGGGUGGCAAUUGCUGAAACUCUUAGAUUAUUCCUCAAGGAGAAUACUGUUUAUGGAAACUCAGUUUUUUGGUGUUUUUUUUAAAUACACAAAGUAACUCAUGGCCAUUUAUUUCUGAUAAUAUAAGAAAGUAUAUUGUAAUUGAUAAAAGGGAUACUCUAGUAUUUAAAAAUCUAGCUUGAAUGUAGCUUUAGAUACAUGGGCUUAUAAUGAAUUGUGUAUGUGGCCACAGAGUUACCAAAUCCUAACUGUGGAGAGUGCUUUUGUUUUAGAGGCAAGGUAAGAUUGAUUUGAGGAUCAUUACUGAGGAAUACCUGAUAAAAUAAUGCAUUCUUUUUAACUGCCAAAAGUUGUAUUUUGACAGCGUCAAUAAUACAGUAUUAAACAUUGUCAUUAGUAUCUGUGCCUUAUUUUAAAUGAAUUUUUUACUGUUUUCAGGCAGCUACUAGACUGUAAGAACAGUUCAGAUGUCUGUAUUAUGAAAUUACUUUUUCUUUCAUGUUCUUAAUUCAUUGAAACUAUUCACACUAAUAUUCAGGCUCAGCUUGUUGUAGUCUCUUUAGCUCUCAAAUGGCUAGGAAUCAGUUUUACUGUUACAGAAUGUACAUGUAUAAUAUCUGGUCAAAGUUGGCAUGAGUUAAAUGUCUUAACAGCUGUGUAACUCCACUAAAUUCAUAUAGUUGUCUCAAUUGUAAUUAAGUUUAUAAGCUGUCCCAUGCAUAAAUGAUAAUCUUUGUGAUACUUUCUGAAACUGCUAUUUCUAGGAUGUGUCAGAAGAUCCAGCCAGAAUUAAGCAUUUUCCUAUAUGUUCUUGUGAUGCAGAGGCACAUAUGUACUUGAGGAUGAAGGAUACCUCCACAAAGCUGUUCUUCGUAUUAUACCCCUUGAUAUGAAGCUGAUGUCUUGAAAAACAGUGUGUCUUUUGCCUCAUUGUUCCCUGAAAGUACUUGAGGCUGUUUUGCUGAAGGAGUACUUUUAAGUGUGACCCAGGAUUUGCCCAUCCCCUAAACUGAAACUAAAGAAUCCUUCUGGCAAACUGUCUCUCUCUUCAGGGCUGAAAAAAAAGUCCAGUAUUUUGUAAAUGGAAGUGACCAAGCUGAGGUAUUGCUGAUAACUUGCUGAAGAGUGGAGGUGGGAAAAGCUGUGCCAUUAAUUAGCUGGGUAUGAAGAAGUUAGCAUGUCACAAUGAUUAUGUAUGUCUCUGUUUUGAAGGAACUAUACCUAUUUCUCAGGAAAGAAUCCUCUACUCUUGUAUCACACAGGUACUGCAGUUCCACACUCCUUAAUAGUGCUUACAGAUUGUUGCUGGUAUUUAAAAAAAAAAAAAAAAUAGCAGCAGCCCUCCAAGAGCUUACCCUCCUCAGUGAGAUAUAAAUAAAAUUAUUUUUUUCCCUCCUGUAGGUUGCUUUAUCAGAGGCUUCGGUUUUAACACUUGAGGUGCAGGAGGGAUGGGAGAGUAGGAAAGGACAAAGUACAUGUGCCCUGUCCUGAGUGACAUCACCCCCACUGUAUUAUAAAGCAAGCUGUAUUUUCAUUUUCUGGCAUCUGAAGUAGGCAAGUUUGGCAUUAAACAUCUUUAUGCAUUUAGCAUUGAAGAGAUAAAGGUUUUUAAGAUGGAUGCUACAGUGCUAAUUUGUGAUUUUUUUGGAGGUUUUUUUCUCUAAAGAGUGGAAAUUCUUAGUGUGGAAACUUGAAAGUAUCUUAUGUGAAGCUUUCAUUUUAGACUAGCAAGUGGUUGCUUUUGCCAGUUCAUCUUGCUAGGUUUCCAGUUCUACAGAAGACUGAAUGGCUGUCUUCAUGUGGAGAUUUGCAGCUAUUUUUGUGCCUAGUUUUCUGGUGCAAAGUGAAACUGGUGGUUCAUAGUCAACUAUUUCAGAAUACAAAACCAUGCAAAUUAUGGUACUGGUGUGAAGUUAUUCCAGCUUUGUGCAAUGCAAAUGCUAAAGUUCAUGAAAGCAGUCGAUUCUUUUGAGAGGAACUUUAUUAUUGAGCUGAUGUUGCAUUAGUGAAGGAAAAAAAUGAAGCAGUUUUUAAUAGCCUUGGUAAAAGCCAGACAGUGUAGUCUAAUUUUUGCCUUCAGUCUGCCAUCCUACACACAGUAAUCAUUGUAGGCUACAGAUAAAGAUUCACAGAGAAAAUAGAUUGAGCAUGCUUGUCUUAUUAGUGCUUAUGUUAUCCUUCCUUAAACAAUUAAUGUUUAUUCUAUGAGUUAAAUGACUUGUUUUAUGUCUCGGAAUGAGACUAAAUGCAACUAUUUUUCUCCCCCUUUCCACAUAUAUUCUUUAGGACUUAAUGAUGUUAUUUAUUGCUCAUCUACUUUAAAUAUACUAAGAGUAUGUCUUAUUAGAAGUGAGGAGGGGAAGAUGAGAAUUCUAGACAAAACACAGGGCUAGCUGUUUAACAUGAUUCCGUUUGAAGCAACUGUGAAGAAUUUCCAUCUUUAAAGCUUUUCACACAAAUUUCGUUAAUACCUAUGAAUUGAAGUGUGCACUCACAGCUCUAAGUUUGACUUUGAACUUGGUUGGAAAAAAAUAAAGUGCUUUCAUUCUGAAUAACUGUAGCUGCAGUAUUGUUUCUGUUCUUGUUUUUUGCAUUGAGUACUAAGCCGGACUCAGAUAUUUACCUGCCAUGAGGGAGGCAGGAGGUAUAGCACUGUCCCUUAAAGGGAUAAAAUGGAAAUAUCCACCUAGUCUUCAACUAUUGCAGACCUAGAAUAUUUUUGUUUCUGUACUGACAGUAGUUUUGUAGUAUAUCUCUUUAUGUAGAUUGUGGCUGCAGAUUGUUGCUGUAAAAUGAGAUCUGCUAUUUUCAGCUUGAAUAUGUUCCAUAGUGGUUGAUUCAUAGGGAUCACUGCUUCAAUUCAGGCAAUCAUUACUUUGAGUGCUGUAGUGUAGAUGAGCAACUGAAUGUUGGGGUUUCAAACAUCUGUUCUUUGCUGUAACAAAACACAAGGAUGCCACAUUUAUCUUUCCCACCUUUUUAUUCUCCCCUUACUCUUUUAUUUAAGUGCUUAGAACCAUUUGAAUCCCCUUUGGAAAGUGAUAGAUGCCAAAAUGUGAUAAAAUGCUCUACAAACAUUCUUCUGACUUCUUUUAAUACCUUUCUGUGAAUAAGUUUCCUGUGGAUUUGGGAAGGAGGCUGUUUUCUGUAUGUAUAGGCUUGAAAUAAACAGAACUAGUGGACUUUA